CCCAUAAAUCGAUUCAUUUGGAAUAGCUGGCUUAUUACCUGUCUUCGUGAACCGGACCUGCGACGAGCUUGCCACCUCUCCUCCCUAAGGACGUCGCUCAACAAACGAAUAUGGCGGGAUGGUUCGGAUCCUCCAACAGCGCGUUCGAUGAACAGGUCGAACGCGCCACUUCUUCAAGUUUAGAGGACAUUGCCUUGAACCUUGAGAUAUCCGACUUGAUCCGAUCCAAGACUGUGCCGCCCAAAGAUGCUAUGCGUGCGCUCAAGAGGAGGAUAGACAACAAGAACCCCAAUGUGCAGCUGGGCGCACUGAACCUCACAGACACAUGCAUCAAGAACGGUGGCACCCACUUCAUCACUGAGAUUGCCUCACGAGAAUUCAUGGAUAACCUGACCUCACACCUCAAAGCGCCGCCGUCCAUAGCACCGAACCACGAAGUGAAGAACAGGAUGCUGGGCCUCAUCCAGUCCUGGGCAACCGCAGCAGAAGGCCGAAGUAACCUCUCAUACAUAAACGAGGUGUACCGUGAUCUCCAGAGAGAAGGCUUCAACUUCCCGCCCAAGGAGCAUGUCGCCAGUAGCAUGCUGGACAGUAGCGCACCUCCUGAAUGGACCGAUUCGGAUGUAUGCAUGCGGUGCCGCACCCCAUUUACCUUCACCAACCGGAAGCACCACUGUCGGAACUGCGGUAACGUCUUCUGCGGAUCUUGUUCUAGCAAGAACCUUCCCCUUCCCCACCUCGGCAUUCUGGAUGCCGUUCGCGUCGACGAUGGCUGCUACACGAGAUUAACAACAAAGGCUAAACCGGUCCCCAGAGCAUUCGAUGCUGCCAAGCCUUCCUCAACUUUAUACCAACGGUCCAUGGAGCCUAGGAGUGCACGUGUAGAGUUCGAUAACUUUGAUGCAGAUCUGAAAAAGGCGCUCGAGAUGAGUCUGGAGGAAGCAAAAGCGCAGGCUGGAUCCGGCUUCGUGUCGCAGAGUGACUUGAGACCGCCUGCGAAAUCGUCCACUACCAAUGGCACAUCGAAACCAUCGCGUGCGGAGCCUGAGGAGGAGGAUGAUCCCGAUCUAAAAGCCGCAAUUGCAGCUUCACUGGCGGAUAUGGAAGAGCAGAAGAAGAAACACGCGGCUGCUCUUCGGCAGCAAGCAUCCGCUUCUAAUGGAACUGUACUCGUUGCGCCAAAGAACGAUUACGAACUGACGCCAGUCGAGGCGGAAAAUAUCAAUCUGUUUGCCACGCUCGUGGACCGGCUACAACAUCAGCCCCCGGGGACCAUAUUACGGGAGCCUCAGAUCCAAGAGCUGUAUGAAAGUAUAGGCAAGCUUCGGCCCAAGCUUGCACGUACCUAUGGGGAGACUAUGAGCAAGCACGACACACUCCUUGAUCUCCACGCCAAGCUAUCCACAGUUGUCCGCUAUUACGACCGCAUGCUCGAAGAACGAUUGUCAUCCACAUAUGCACAACCUGCCCUGUAUGGCUUGCCCCCUAGAUUGCAGCAGCCAUCCAAUCUCUACCCCAGUAUCCAACAAGGGCCACCAGAUACGACACAAGCAGGAGAAAGCUUUUACACCGGCACCCCCGCUCCUUCCGACUCUUACGCAAGACCGCAGUCAUACUACGGCUAUGCGCCGCCAUCGCAACAAACCCCAGCGUCAUACGCACAGUACGACAAGCGCGCAUCUGUCCCACCCCAAUCCUACGCGCCGCCUCAGCAGCCCUCUCAACCGUAUCCAAACCUGGCCCCAUAUAGCAGUCCAGCGCCUCAACAGCGCCCAGCGAGCACUACGUUCCAGCAAACACCAUCGGCACCAGACGCUUCUCCGCAAAUGCAACGUCGGGUUUCGAGUCAGCAGUAUCCGUCUCAACCUUCGGCGCCGUAUGCUCAGCCGCACGCGGUCCCACCGUCAACGGUGUCGGAUCAAGAGAGCGGUGGUUAUUACUAUGAAGAACCGAGUUCAGCACAACCUACUGCCCCGCAGGUCCAGCGUACCCUGAGUUAUGCCUCGCAGGCGUCGCAGCAACGGCAGUCGAGCAGCCCGGAGAUGUAUCGUCAUGCGCAGCCAGUGCAGCAGGGCCCUGUGUCGCCGCCGCAGCAACAGGUGAAUGCACAGCAGCCGCGUCAAGGAUAUCAGCAGCAGGAGCAGCCCUAUUGGCAGCAACCACAGCAACAACAAGGGCUCGAUUCUUCUCCGCAGGGACAAACGCCUCAAUCCCAACCUCAACCUCAGCAGCAGCAGCACCAGCAACAACAACCUCAACAGCGAUAUCAACAGCAACAGCCUCCUUCUCAACAACAGUACUUUUCUCCCCCAGCUCAACCUCAACCCCAACCGCAGCAGGAACCGCAACAGCAAUACCAACAACAACAACAACAACAACAACAACAACAACAACAACAACAACAACAACAACAACAACAACAACAACAACAACAACAACAACAACAACAACAACCGCAGCAGCCGCAGCCGCAACAGCAGCAGCCUCCUCCCCAGCAACAGUACUUCGCUCCCCAACCUCCACCUCAACAACAACAACAACUUCCCUCGGUGCCUACAUCAUGGGAACCCCAGCCCGGGACGUAUCCAGCAGCAGAUGGCUUCCCCAGCGCGCCGCAGCAUCAACCGGUAGCGAAACAGCCGCAGCCGCAGCCGGUGGUGGAUGAGCCGUUGAUUGAUUUGUAAAGAGAGGACCCGGGGGGAAUGUAUGUGUGGCGAUUUUCUAUUAUUAAGGCGUCAUUGUGGUAUUCGGAGGCUGGGAGUAUUAGAGAUGGGAGCGGGGCAAGAAUGAGGGAGAUGGGAAUGGAAGAGGGGGGAGUUGAGCAUGUGGUGGGGAGGGAGACGAGGAGUUUCAACACCGUGGAGUUUUUUAAAGUGAAGUGAAAUGACUGCUCCUUAGUUCCGUUUCACCUCAUGGGGGGUUUUCGCCUGUUUUGUACUGUCUGUCUAAAGGGCGGGGAGGAUAUUUAUUGUCAAUGGCCUGAUCCGCGGUAGGGGUACUUCUGUUGUAAGCACCAUGUUCGAAGUAGGGUCGGGUAGGUGAGGCCAGAGCCACAUUUGUACCUGCCAUUCUCCCUCCUUUCAUUCAUCGUGGGCCAUAUGUAGUUGGUUGCAUCACUCAAAUACCAAUAGAACAUCUGAACUCGCA
Westerdykella ornata is the source of this 3147-nucleotide messenger RNA. RefSeq names its product ubiquitin binding protein. Lineage: Eukaryota; Fungi; Ascomycota; Dothideomycetes; Pleosporales; Sporormiaceae. The record is from RefSeq and is a predicted model, not a curated record. The transcript has 4 exons. Gene Ontology annotation, molecular function: metal ion binding; ubiquitin binding; phosphatidylinositol-3-phosphate binding. Gene Ontology annotation, biological process: protein transport to vacuole involved in ubiquitin-dependent protein catabolic process via the multivesicular body sorting pathway; protein targeting to vacuole. Bases 111 to 2684 code for a protein of 857 amino acids. Gene Ontology annotation, cellular component: ESCRT-0 complex.